AUGCAACCCUUAUCCGGAGAACUGGUAGGAUUCUCAGUAGAAAGGGUCCCAAUUCAAGGUUAUAUAUGGUUAGAAACGACACUGGGGGACACCCCAUUAUCAAGGGCCAUUGAUAUACAAUAUCUUAUAGUCGAAUGCCCCAGUCCUUACAAUAUUAUUCUUGGAAGACCUGCUCUGAACAUGUUCAGAGCAGUAGUGUCGACCUUAUAUUUAUGUGUUAAGUUUCAGGCACAGGACGGCAAGAUAGCAACACUCCACUCAGAUUGCCAACAAGCACGGCAAUGCUACAAUGCAAGCCUAAAAAGAUCUGACACGAGACAAAAGUAUCAACAAGAGGUCAAGGCAAUCCACAACAUGAAUGAAGUACUGUCUCUAGCAGAACUUGACCCUCGGGAGGACACCCAAGAAAGACCCCAGCCAGCGGAUGAGCUCCAGAAAGUUCUCCUGACAUCAAAACCAGGACAAUUCACCUACAUCGGCCGAGCACUCCAAGGACAAGAACAAUUGGAGCUCAUAAAGGUACUACAAGACAAUACCGAUCUGUUUUCCUGGACCUCGGCAGAUAUGUCAGGAAUAGACCCAAAUGUCAUUUGCCACAAGCUCGCCAUCGACAGAAUGAUCCGACCUAUAGCUCAAAAGAAAAGGAACCUCGGGGCGGAAAAGGCAAAGGCAGCUCUAGAGGAAGCCAAGAAGCUGUGCCGACUUCAUCAAAGAGAUCCGCUUCACCACGUGGCUCUCAAACGUGGUAAUGGUUUCAAAAGCUUAAGCUUCAUGGAUGCAUAUUCUGGUUACAACCAGAUCCUUAUGCAUCCAGAAGACCAGAGCAAGACAGCUUUUAUAACUGAACAUGGGAAUUUUUGUUAUAGAGUGAUGCCAUUUGGUCUAAAGAAUGCAAGGGCAACAUAUCAGUGA
Arachis ipaensis is the source of this 912-nucleotide messenger RNA. RefSeq lists its product as uncharacterized. Lineage: Eukaryota; Viridiplantae; Streptophyta; Magnoliopsida; Fabales; Fabaceae. The record is from RefSeq and is a predicted model, not a curated record.